AGAGAGAGAGAGACAGGCUCGAGCCAGGGACAGAGAGAGAGACUGCUGUUCUGUUCAGCACUAGGCUACUGCGCUGCGCGCUUCACUGUUAAUAACCUUCUCAUCCCCUCAUCAUCACCACCAGCAUCACGACCCCUAUACUGGAUGUGCUAAAACCAAAGAGCGUUUUGCUGUAUAUGGGACUUUCUUUUGGAUUAUUGGGAUAUUGUUUGGAUCUACAUAACCUAAAUAAAGUUACGGGAAGUUCUGUAAGGCCGGAAACUGGACUAGAACAUACAGCACAGUGCCACGGGGCGUGGCUACGGAUCUGAAGCCAAGAUGGUCGCCGUCUGUUUUAAUCCUUGCAGUCGCCUCAAAGGAAAAUCAUCGGAUGGGCCUCUGUAUCACUGACAGAACACACUGAGGAUCAGCAUUGUCGAUCCUUAGGUAGGAAGACGGAUAUUUACUCCUUUGCCUCUCUUCUCGGAUUGGAAGACUGGGAUUCGACUGGAGGAUUUUCGUCCUUUAAAAAGCCUCUGGUCUAUAUCACAAUCAAAAGGAUAUUGCGUCAUCUUCUUAAAUAAAACAUUGCACGCGUGGGACCUUCACUACAUUAAAUAUAUCAGUCUUUGAAACAAAAAACACACCUGAUGCUAUUGGCGAUCUAAGGAUCUCUCCCUCUAACAUCUAACCCCAACUGGCACAGUCUACCCUACGUAUUUUUUCUACAAUGAAUCCCUUUAGUCUCUCCCAGCGUGUUCUCCUGCUGCUCAAUACUCUGCUGGGCCUGUGCCAGGGUCUGGAGUUCACAGGCUCCGAGGGUCAGUGGGCUCGGUACGUCCGCUGGGACGCCAGCACCAGAAGUGAGCUCACCUUCCAGUUCAAAACAGCCGCGUCUGACGCCCUGAUCCUCUACUUUGACGAUGGCGGCUACUGCGACUUCCUGCUCCUCACGGUAACAGACGGGAAGCUCCAGCUCUGCUUCAGUGUCGACUGCGCCGAGACCACGGUCACCUCUGACAAAUCGGUCAACGACAGCCGCUGGCAUUUCGCUACAGUCAGCCGACACAACCUCAGAACGGUCCUAGCCCUGGACGGGCAGACCAAGGCGGACGAGGUUCGACCACAGCGCCAGUUCAUGAAGAUCGUCAGCGACCUCUUCCUCGGAGGUGUACCCGGAGACAUCAGGACCUCGGCCAUCACCCUGCCGACAGUUAGAGAGCUGCCACCGUUCAAAGGAGUUAUCACAGACCUGAAUUACGGAAACAAGGUUCCCACGCUGAUCAACAGUCAGAAGGUGCGUCUGGAGAUGAUGGGUCUCUGUACAGAGAACCCGUGUGAGAACGGAGGCCACUGCUCCAUGGCUGAUGGAGAACCGUACUGUGACUGCUCCAAAACUGGAUAUACCGGACGGACCUGCGGUGAAGCAGCCAUUCAGAGGAAACCAGGCUUAGCACAUCUGAAGGCAUCUGAGUCAGGUAGAAACAAAGCGAGAGAAGAGAACGUGGCAACGUUCCGUGGUUCGGAGUACUUCUGCUAUGACCUGUCCCAGAACCCCAUCCAGUCCUCCAGCGAUGAGAUCACAUUGUCCUUCAAGACGUGGCAGAGGAACGGUCUCUUACUCCACACGGGGAAGUCGGCUGACUACGUCAACCUGGCCCUAAAAGAUGGAGCGGUGAGCCUGGUCAUCAACCUGGGCUCGGGGGCCUUCGAGGCCAUCGUGGAGCCCGUCAACGGAAAGUUCAACGACAAUGGCUGGCACGACAUCAAGGUCACACGCAACCUCAGACAGCAAUCAGGCAUGGGACACGCUAUGGUGACUAUCUCCGUGGAUGGGAUCCUCACCACGACAGGGUAUACCCAGGAAGACUACACCAUGCUGGGGUCUGAUGACUUCUUCUACGUGGGUGGGAGUCCUAGUACGGCUGAUCUACCUGGUUCUCCCGUCAGCAACAACUUCAUGGGCUGCCUGAAAGAGGUGGUCUACAAGAAUAACGACAUCCGUCUGGAGCUCUCCCGUCUGGCCCGCAUCGUAGACCCCAAGAUGAAGCUCCAGGGUGACGUGGUGUUUAAGUGUGAGAACGUGGCCACCCUGGACCCUAUCAACUUCGAGAGCCCUGACUCCUACCUCAGCCUCCCCAAGUGGAACACCAAGAGAAUGGGUUCUAUCUCCUUCGACUUCAGGACCUCCGAGCCCAACGGACUCAUCCUGUUCACCCACGGCAAGGCCCAGGACCGGCAGGACGCAGCAGGGAAGAAGAACAACAAAGUAGACUUCUUUGCUGUAGAGCUGCUGGAUGGAGGGCUGUAUCUGCUGCUGGACAUGGGCUCAGGCACUAUCAAGGUCAAAGCCACCCAGAACAAGGUCAAUGAUGGAGCCUGGCACCACGUGGACAUACAGAGGGAUGGACGCUCAGGCAUCAUCUCAGUGGACAAUCGUCGUACUCCGUUCACGGCCAGCGGAGAGAACGAGAUCUUAGACCUGGAGGGAGACCUCUACCUGGGUGGUCUCCCUGACAACCGCGUAGGCCUGGUGUUACCUACCGAACUGUGGACGGCCAUGUUGAACUACGGCUACGUGGGCUGCAUCCGGGACCUCUUCAUAGACGGCCGCUCCAAAAACAUUCGGGCCAUCUCGGAGUCUCAGAACACCACAGGCAUCAGGCCCACCUGCAGUAAAGUCACGGGGAAACAGUGUGAUAGCAAUCCCUGUAAGAAUAACGGAGUAUGUAAGGAAGGAUGGAACCGGUUUAUCUGUGACUGCACCGGGACUGGGUUCUGGGCCGGCACGUGUGAGAGAGAGGCGUCCAUCCUGAGCUACGACGGCAGCAUGUAUAUGAAAGUGGUGAUGCCAAGCGUGAUGCACACUGAGGCAGAGGACGUCUCCCUCCGCUUCAAGUCCCAGCGUGCAUUUGGGCUCCUAAUGGCCGCUACCUCCCGGGACUCCGCUGACACACUCCGUCUCGAGCUGGACAGCGGCCGCGUCAAACUCACGGUCAACCUAGACUGUGUCAGGAUAAACUGUAACACCAGCAAGGGACCAGAGACUCUAUAUGCUGGACAAAAGCUCAAUGAUAAUGACUGGCACUCUGUCAGAGUGGUCCGACGCGGUAAAAACUUCAAACUGACGGUCGACGAAGACAUGGCUGAAGGCCAGAUGGCAGGUGACCACACUCGUCUGGAGUUCCACAAUGUGGAGACAGGGAUUCUGACAGAGAGACGUUUCGUCUCCUCCUCCCCCUCCUCCUUCAUUGGACACCUGCAGGGCCUGAAGUUCAACGGCAUGUUCUACAUUGACAUGUGUAAGAACGGAGACAUCGACUUCUGCGAGCUCAACGCCCGCUUCGGCAUGCGCUCCAUCAUCGCCGACCCGGUGACCUUCAAGUCCAAGGGCAGCUACCUGGGGCUGGCCACCUUGCAGGCCUACACCACCAUGCACCUGUUCUUCCAGUUUAAAACCACCUCCCCGGACGGCUUCAUACUGUUCAACAGCGGAGACGGAAACGACUUUAUCGCUGUUGAGCUGGUCAAAGGGUUUGUCCACUAUGUGUUUGACCUGGGGAACGGUCCCAGUCUGUUGAAGGGGAACAGUGACAGUGCCCUGAAUGACAACCAGUGGCACAACGUAGUUAUCACCAGGGACGCCACCAACACACACACCCUCAAGGUGGACACCAAGUCCGUCACACAGAACGUCAACGGAGCCAAGAACCUCGACCUCAAAGGGGAUCUGUUUGUGGCAGGGCUGGGGCCUAACAUGUACCAGAACCUUCCUAAACUGGUGGUCUCUAGGGAAGGUUUCCAGGGUUGUCUGGCGUCUGUAGAUCUGAAUGGCCGCCUGCCUGACCUCAUCAACGACGCCCUGUUCCGCUCCGGACAGAUCGAACGCGGAUGUGAAGUUGGUUUCACCAAAGCCGACCUGCAAGGACCCAGCACUACCUGUCAGGAAGACUCCUGUGCCAACAUGGGCGUUUGUAUUCAACAGUGGGAGAACUUCACCUGCGACUGCACCAUGACAUCUUACACAGGGACACAGUGCAACGACCCUGGUACCACCUAUAUCUUCGGUAAGGGAGGGGGCCUGAUCACGUACACGUGGCCUAACAACGAGAGGCCCAGCACGCGUACCGACCGCCUGGCUGUGGGCUUCAGCACCACCAUCAAGGACGGCAUCCUGGUCCGCAUCGACAGCGCGCCGCGACUCGGUGACUACAUCAUGCUACACAUCACGGAAGGCAAGGUGGGCGUGACCUUCAACAUUGGUACGUCAGACAUCAGUGUGAAGGAGGUAACCAUGACGAUCAACGACGGGAAGUACCACCUGGUGCGCUUCACCAGGAAUGGGGGCAACGCCACUCUGCAGGUGGACAACUGGCCAAUCAACGAACACUUCCCCACAGGACCAAGCGAUGUUGAGCGCUAUCAAAUGGCUAAUAAGAAAAUCCCAUUCAAUUAUAAGAGGCCGGUAGAAGAUUGGCUACAGGAGAAAGGCCGGCAGCUCACCAUCUUCAACACCCAGGCUACCAUCUCUAUAGGCGGUAAUGACCGUAAACGUCCCUACCAGGGACAGCUGUCUGGUCUCUACUACAACGGCCUCAAGGUCCUCAACAUGGCUGCCGAAGGCCACGCCAACAUCAAGGUGAACGGGAGCGUGCGAUUGGUGGGGGAUGUACCCACCAGUAGGGGCGCUGCCCGCACCACCACCUCCGUGCCACCUGAGAUGUCCACCACCUUCAUAGAGACCACCACCACUCUGUCUACGACCACCACAAGGAAACAGCGCUCUCCACCCACCAUUCAGCAGACGACAGAUGACAUAGUAUCGUCGGCGGAGUGUUCCAGCGACGACGAGGAUCUGGAGGAGUGUGAUUCCGGACACGCAGGAGGGGAGCUAGUCAUCCCCGUACUUGUAGAGGAUCCCAUAGACAUCCCUCCUGUCUCCACCCAUUCUCCUUUCAUCCCCCUCCCCCCAACCCUCCGCCCCGUCUUCACCAUUAUCGAGGCCACCAAAGAGUCCCUGCCCAUGGCCACUGAGGCGGGGGUACCUUGCUUGUCGGACCGAGGCAGCGAUGAUUGUGAUGAUGGUCUUGAUGAUGGUGGUGGUGAUGAUGAUGAUGAUGAUGAUGAUGGAAUGGUGAUAUCGGGGUUUGGCUCUGGCGAAGCUUUCGACUCUAGCCUGCCCCCCACUGACGAUGAAGAUUUUUACACCACCUUCUCCCUGGUAACAGAUAAGAUCUUGACCACGUCGGCCUAUGAAGGUGGCUACAAAGCUCUCGCGCCCAAGUGGGAGGCCAAGGACUUGAGGCCUAGCAAAGCCUCAGAGGCGGGUAGGACUACACCCACCCCGCCUCUACCCAACCUCGGGGGCACUGUAGCGGAGGCGUCCCUCCCCUCGGAUGGCACGCCGCCCAAACUGCCCGCCGGGAAAAUGGACAACCGCGAGGUGAUCAAACCCCUACAGCCGGACAUUGUCCUGCUGCCUCUGCCGACCGCGUCCUUCGACCUGGACGGCACCAAGCCCCGCGGGCCCCUCAUCACCUCGCCCAUGCUACGCACGGUGCCUGCCACGUUACCCACCGUACCCGUCGUAAGGCGGGUGCCCCCGGGGGCCUCGGAGGUGAUACGAGAAUCCAGCAGCACAACAGGCAUGGUGGUGGGCAUCGUCUCGGCCGCGGCACUCUGCAUCCUCAUCCUCCUCUACGCCAUGUACAAGUACAGGAACAGAGACGAAGGCUCCUACCAGGUAGACGAGACACGGAAUUACAUCAGCAACUCGGCACAGACCAACGGCGCCGUGGUGAAAGAUAAAACGCCCAGUGGGGGCAGUGGUGCCAAGGGAGCCAGCAGCAAGAGACCGAAAGACAAGGACAAGGAAUACUAUGUAUAGAAAAAAAUCAACCAUUCCCAAUGCAAACAAAAAAAUAUAAAAAAACUGUUUGGAGAAAAUAGGAAUAAACGCUUGACAGUACCAUAUUGGGAGCUGUAAUUCAAAAAGGAAAACAAAAUCUGCUCAUGAGAACUCAAAGUGAAUGAGUCCAAGUUUAAACAUUUUCAAAUGUACUGUGACCUAAAAGCACACUAUGGUAAGCAUACAGAGAAACAGGCUGAUAGGGACACUACUAUAAGAGACCUUGUUGUGACGAGAUGACGGAGCUCUGUCCGGAGUCGUUGCCAGAGGUUUGGCAGUGUAAGAUACUUCACUGUUACUUCGCUAUCCCUCCCAAGUGACUGUCAGAGAUGUGUGAUCCUUGGCGUAAACAACCUUGUCCAUUGUAACCCUGUAAAAUAACAAAACAAACAACCAUAAUUUCGGCCAUUCUGAGCAUGCAUGUGAGAUGUAUGUGACGUGGUGCUGGCAUCUGUGUGAGGGACCUGAAGAUAAGAACGAUUGGUCAGUUAAAGAUAAAGUUUGAAAGACAAAACAUAAUUAGCAUAAAAUAUUUCCAUUUCUAUGCCUAGCAUUGGUAUAAGGGAAGGUAUGUGUGUAGUAGCUAAGGUGUAUUUAUUCCGCCCUAUGCUUUUUGAGGGAUGAGACAUUGUCAGGGCUGACCAGUCAAUGCUCAAUGAAUGGUAGUGCAGUAAUGUAUCUCCAUUUUGUUUUUACCUUUUUUCCCCACCGGUCUCAAAUAAGGAUUUGAAAUCUACAGUAUGCAUGACAUCCACAAUCAAGAGGGUAUUCAACCGUACUAGAGUGGAUGCAGCAGGCAAAAUGCUAUGUUUUUUUAAUUAUAUAUUUUACAGAACAUUAGAUCCCUGAUAGCAUUUUUAUUUCAGUUAAUUUCGUUUUCCAUAGAACACUGAUUCAGUUAUUUGUUACAUUCUGUUUGUCCCAUUUUUCAGUGUGUCGGAGGUUUAUUCAAAGUCAUGAUGUCUGAGAGAUUUUUGGUACAAUAUUGAAAACAAUGUGGCUAAAGAAGACUUAACCAAUGUGAAAAAGUUUAGAAUUAUUUUCUGUUGUCACAGUCAACUGUGUCAAAACAACAAAUAUGUUUACAUAUGUUAUUGCAUCAUAGCCGUCGUCCUUUGCAGGUCAAUAUUGUACAUAACCUUUGAUUUUUUUUUGUAUUGUACAGACAGAUCAUUUGAGCUGAUUUAUUUUCUUGGUGUACUACAAUCCAUUACAAAAAUCUAACCUUUUUUUGAUGUUGAGAAAGUGAUUAUUGGAGAAAGACUGGAGAAAGCGAUGCUGUACUUGCAUUUUGUUUGUAAGGAGAGGAGGAAAAUGUUGAUAAGUUAGAAAAUCUAGUAUUUUUGGAUGGUGUUUCUAAAACGCAUGAAUAUUUGACCAAUGGGAGGAAUCAAUCGAUAUUGUACUAGGGCCUCCUGAUUUUGGAUUACGUUGAUAGUUUAUUUGUUUUUGUUUUUUUUACAUAAAAACAGUGAAGAGAAACCUGAUAAUAAAGAAAGAAUCUGGUGGAUUUUUGAGACCCAGUACUGGCACCUUACUAAGAUACAGGAUUAUGUUUUUUUUUACUGUGAUGUCUAUGUUCCUUCCUUUCGGUUUUUGCUGUUCUUUUAUGUUUAUGUUUCUCCUCUUAUUGUGCAGUUUUCAUUUGAAGUCCUAUCAUUUUUAUGACAGUUUGGGCUGGCAGUACAUUUUUUGUAUUUAUUUAUUACUUAAUAUAUUUGAUUGUGUCUUGUUCAGUUCGCAUUCUAAGCAAAUCUCAAGUUGUUGUGCACAUUCAUUUUGAUUUUGUGUUGUUAUUACUGCUUUUCAACCCAUUAAUAAAUCCCAGCAAUAAAAUGUUCUUCCCCAAGU
Salmo salar (Atlantic salmon) is the source of this 7738-nucleotide messenger RNA. The record is from RefSeq and is a predicted model, not a curated record. Lineage: Eukaryota; Metazoa; Chordata; Actinopteri; Salmoniformes; Salmonidae.